Lindgomyces ingoldianus is the source of this 1773-nucleotide messenger RNA. RefSeq lists its product as uncharacterized. Bases 1 to 1773 code for a protein of 590 amino acids. The record is from RefSeq and is a predicted model, not a curated record. The transcript has 3 exons. NCBI's taxonomy places the organism in Eukaryota, Fungi, Ascomycota, Dothideomycetes, Pleosporales, Lindgomycetaceae.
AUGCUUUUUCUUAUCGCUUUUCUCCUCACUGUCCGUUAUGCCGCUUCUUCUUCGGUUGAGACAACUGCCUGGACAUCUGCACCAAACUUUCGUGGGACGUGGGAUCUGCUCGUUUCGUGUGUUCUCACAUUAACAAUCUGUGUUUGGUCGGCUCUUCACCUCAACGUGCCGACGGAGGACUCCACUCUAGCCCAACGAAAUCUGAGAAGGACAAGAUGGAUCCUUCUGGGCAUCUUUGCACCUGAAUUAGUUGUUUCUACCGCAUUUGCGCAGUAUUUGACCGCUAGGUGGCUUCGUCGUGAGAUCUUGGAGGACCUGAAAUACCGCAAGGCUGAAGGUGCUAAGCUCAACACACCUCCUGAACAGCAACUGCAAGAAUGGGGUAUCACGCAAUGUUAUUUUGCUGUUAUGGGAGGCAUCACCAUCCAAGCAGGCGAAGGCUUCGACGGCAGCCCGAGACUCAGCCUCACUCCUGAAGGUGUUCGCCUUCUCUCAUUUCUCGGGCGUCUUCCCUGGAUUUCGGAAAGCCAAGUACGCGACAAAAGCAAGGCAGAUGGACUCGCGAAGUCAAUCGUAUGUCUCCAGGCCGGAUGGAUGCUUCUCCAGAUUAUCGCACGUCUAAUUCAACAACUUCCCGUGACUCUACUCGAAAUCAACACGAUCGGUCACGUGCUAUGUGCUCUGGUACUUUACUUGCUGUGGUGGAGCAAGCCUUUAGAGGUCAAGGACCCGGCGUUGAUCUCGAGAGAAGACUGGAUGGACCCAUUCUUAUCACUUAUGUGGAUGUGUAGUCCAAUUAGUAGCUCUAAAGACGGGAUCACAGAGAUGCGCUGUAUGGCGUACAUCCCCCAGUCACAGAGACGUGUUGCUUCAGUACCCACGAUUACUGUAGAUCAAGAUGAUGCAGUAUCUGGAAGUGCUCUUAGUCCGCAUGAGACUCAUUUUUCGAUUGGCUCAAUUGCAGCAAGGGAUCCGAGAAAAUUUAUUGGCCCUCUUGGAGACUUCCGGGUCGGCUCUCAUGAAAGCUCGCCAUCCCCAUCCCCAUUUGACCAUCACGUAAGCUACAUGAUCCGGGAGAAGGAGCUAAAGACCGCUCCAGAACAUGAGAUCUUCUUUACACUUCAGGAGCCGCAUCACGGUUUGCAACACAGCAGGAAAUAUUGUCGUCGCGCCCUUCAAGAUUGCCUCAGGCAUGAUCCCCUAAGUCCAUUUGCAAUACAACGGUGGCGUCUAGCUUGCACCCUAAUCGAUGACCUCUACAACCAGUGUCAAGAUCGACCUUCGUACAUGGACUUUUACUUCACAACUUCAACCCUUGGCAUCUUCGUUGGAGAACCAAAGUACAUUGAUCGAUACAUCCCCGACUUUAUCGGACUGAGUUAUAUCGGCCAGACAGGAGUUCACAAGGAUCGACUAAAGUCUGCACUAUCCUUCGCAGCAGCAGCGUAUGGGGCCCUCCACGUCGCGGCCUGGAAUGAGUACUUUCCCACGCGUACGGAACGGAUAUUGUGGAUACUGAGUUCCAUGGCAAUCGGUUCAUCGGGCAUAUUCCUUUGGCUCUACUUCCUCGCAAAGGAAAGCAUAGAAUCUCUGGACGUAUUCGCUACUCGAUUCAGGAGUAAUAAGGUGCUGUCAAUCAUCGGCCGAUUUGUCCUGGGCCUCUUUAUCCUCGCACGUAUAUAUCUCGUGGUGGAAGCCUUCGUGAGUCUCCGCCGCGUCCCAAUAGCCGUAUUCCAGACACCCGAAUGGAGUAAUUUCCUGCCUCAUCUAUGA